Molecule: messenger RNA, 1599 nt
Organism: Magnolia sinica
Lineage: Eukaryota; Viridiplantae; Streptophyta; Magnoliopsida; Magnoliales; Magnoliaceae
Product: probable disease resistance protein At4g27220
Exons: 4
Coding region: 1-1599 (532 amino acids)
Molecular function (GO): protein binding; ADP binding
Source: RefSeq, a predicted model, not a curated record
AUGAAAGCAACUGCUCCUAAGGCAUCUUCUUUUAAGAGGAAAUCCAAAGAUGGAGAUGAAGACGGUUCAAAGAAGAGAAAACCAAAGAAGAAAAAGGAUCCUAAUACACUAAAGAGAGCUAUGUCUACUUUCAUGUUCUUCUCACAAGCCGAAAGAGAUGAAGUUGUUUUUGGAGUUGCUAUGGAAUUCCUCCAGGAGAUUGCCAAGAAUUCAUGGGUUCAAUACGACUACUCUAGAAGGCUUGAAGAGAGUCUUGAUGUUCUGAAAACCGAAAUGCAAGAGUUGGUCAGCCAACAGACCAACAUAAUUACUGCACUGAACGCAACGUACGUGAUGCAUGAAAAGAAGCCAAAGGCAGAGGUCAGUUUAUGGCUGGAAAAUGUGGAAAAGGUUACAAGCACAGUGACUAAGAUAGAAGAGGUUUAUGGAGAAAUAGGGAGAGAUUUCUCACUCCCCCACGUGUUGCAUUGGGAAAAAGUAGAACGGAUUACGAAGCUUGUGACUGAAGAAUGUGGUGGUUUGCCGCUUGGAAUCAUCACAGUAGCAAGUGCAAUGAGAGAAAAGGAUGACGUUAGAGAAUGGAGAAAUGCAUUAGAAGAGUUAAAAUGCUCAACGAUGGAGAUCGAAGGUAUGGAUGAUCAAGACUAUGGAUUCCAUGAUGAAUAUCUGGUAAAAUAUUGGAUAGCAGAAGGAUUAAUACAUGAUAUGGGAGAUUGGGAAAAGGAACAAGACAAAGACCACACGCUAUUGAAUGGACUGAUAGAUGUAUGUAUGUUGGUAAGGAAGUCUCCUAUUCAGGUAGUAAUGCAUGAUUUAAUAAGAGAUCUGGCGAUCGGAAUUACAAGGAAGAGGCCUCUGUUUGUAGUCAAAGCUGGCAUGGGGAUAAGGGGAUCAAUUGGUGUAGAAGAAUUUACUGAAGAGGUUGAAAAAAUCUCAUUAAUGAGAAAUCAAAUUGAAAUGCUUUCAGGUGAAUCCAAGUGCCCAAAACUCUCCACAUUGUUGUUGCAAGGUAAUCCUCUCUCAAGAAACAUUUCUCAUGAGUUCUUCAAUCGCAUGAACAGCCUCAAAGUUCUCGACCUCUCUGAGACUGGUAUUGAGUAUCUGCCAGAAUCAGUUUCCAACUUGGAGAACCUGUGUAUGCUCUUAUUAACUAGGUGUAAGAGUUUAAGGGAGGUACCGUCCUUAGCAAAGCUGAAGCGUCUAAUGUUUUUGAACCUCUAUAAUACUGGUAUCAAAGAAGUGCCACAUGGGAUCGAAUGUUUGGUUAACCUCAAACAGCUUUAUGUUUCAUCUGCUGAAUGGACAAAUGGGAUAAAUGCUGGUGGUUGCAAUUCCUUAAUGCUUUCUGAUAGUAAUGUUAAGUUGAAUAUGGGGAGAUGCGAGCUGUCAAGCUUACACUGCCUGUCUCGCUUGCAACACUUACAGUCAUGUGACAUCUGGAGGUGUAGCAUGAAGUGGUCGUUGCCGAUAGGAGACAACAGCACCAUAAUUCCAUCUUUACCCUCAAUAGAGUCUCUGGAUCUAAUAGAUCUUCCGAAUUUAAGGGGUCUGUGUGAGAAGUCUUGCUGCCUCCCUCAUUUGCAUGCCUCAGAAACCUGA